AUGGAAAUAUUAAAUGAAUUAUUUAAAAAGAAACCAAAAAAAUAGUAAUAAACAAAUGAAAGAGAAUAUACAGAUCUGAGUGAUAUUUAAAUGAUGAUUUAAUAUACUUAGAGAAGAUAAGGAUUGGGAUUUGAUGACAUAGAUAGAAGAGCAAAAUUUUAAUAACCAUUUGUUAAGAAAUUGAAAAAAGAUUAGAUUAUUAAAAAAUAAGAGAAAUAAAAUGAGAGUGAGGAACCAAAAUAAAAAGAAGAAAGCGGCAAGAAAGUAGAAAAUAAAAUUAGUAAAAACACAAUAAAAAUAAAAAAGAAAUAAUUUGUAAUUAUCUGAA
Paramecium pentaurelia is the source of this 328-nucleotide messenger RNA. The record is from the annotation of a GenBank genome assembly. Lineage: Eukaryota; Ciliophora; Oligohymenophorea; Peniculida; Parameciidae.